Messenger RNA from Spirometra erinaceieuropaei, 34601 nucleotides. The record is from the annotation of a GenBank genome assembly. Lineage: Eukaryota; Metazoa; Platyhelminthes; Cestoda; Diphyllobothriidea; Diphyllobothriidae.
AUGGAGAGGGAGAUAAAGGGCCUUAAAGUGGAGAUGGAGAAGCUGAGGAAUCUCCCACGCUGUUCAUCCAAAGAGAAUGAAAGCGAGCGAACUUACGCAAACACGGCUUCCUCGGCUGUGUCGACGAAGGAGAAAGAAAAUAGUAGGUCGCUAGAGCUUGAUAGGAAUGACACCCAGUGUCUUGUGCGAAAAAAGCGCGGUCAGACGCGAUCUCAGCGAGCAAAAAGAAAUCUCAGGGUACCUCAAAAAGGCACAGAGAGUCAGACGAGGGAACAAGAGUUGGCUACGCCGCACACGAAAAUCGCGCCGCUGAAAACGAAAAAUGAUCAAAAGAUCGUAGUUAACAGGCAGUCAUGCGUUUGUCCUGCUGAAUCAAACCUUCCUAAAUCGGUGGAAGGUUGUAGCCGGGAUGCACGUGAUGAAGACUCUGUAGGUAUGAUUAUACCACAAGGCCGUCUAGUUGAUCGCAGUAAAUGCAUCGUUAUAAAGGGCAUGCCUGAGUCUGUUUCCGACGCUUCAAAGGACAGAAUACAACAUGACAUAGAAAUAUUCCAGGAAUAUCUCAAAUCGAUCUUAAUAAGAGACGAAAAAGUCACAGUAUUAAAGGCUUUCAGGAUGGGCAAAAUUAAAGACUCAGAACAAGUUCCAGACCGACCGAGACCGUUAAAAAUUGUCUUUGAGAAUGACGAACAAGCACAGCUACUUUUGAGCAGGAAAGCUGCUCUUAAACACGCCCAUCCAUCAGUUUUUUUUUCAGCGGGACUUUUCACCCGCGGAGCGAGAAAAAUGGAGGGGGCUCAAAUUGGAAGUCCUCAGGCGGUCGAGUCUGGGCGAGACAAAUCUCCGAAUAGUGGACGGAAAAAUUAUACGCGUCCAGAGGCCAUUCCUCUGGAGAAAGCCCAUAACUCUAACAGCUUAGGAGUGAUGGAAAGCAGUUCAUCCCGAUCAACUCCGACCGGCUUUUGCAUUCAAUCCCAAGAAAUGGAUAAACGCCUGUAUGCCGGAGUUGCUCGUGCCAAAUUGAGAUUUUUGUAUACCAAUGCUCAAAGUCUCGUUUCGAAAAUCGACGAACUCAAAGCGAGAGUACCGGAACAAAUCCCCGACGUCGUCGCCAUAACGGAAACUUGACUUAAUGCCGAAAUCAUGGAUGCUGAGAUUUCGAUACCGGGUUACCAGCUGUUUCGUAGAGACCGUCAAAAUAGGCAGGGCGGAGGGGUAGUCAUAUAUGUAAGGGAAGGAAUUUCAGCAGUUGAAAGAGCCCACACCCUAUCCCUUGAAUAUGAAUCCGUCUGGAUAAAGAUAAAGAAGAUCAAUGCGCAAAAUCUAGAAUUUCUGGCGAUUUACAGACCACCAAAUCUUCUGAGUGCAGCUGAUGAGUCGCUCCUUGGUUUAGUCAAAGACGUAGCUAGCCACCAAGACGUACUUAUUUCUGGGGAUUUCAACGCACCUGCAAUAGAGUGGGAAACUAUGGCAGUUAAUGGUGGACCAGCCUCUUUCAGCAAUAAGCUACUGGACCUCACACUCGAUCUCCCUCUGGCGCAACAUGUGAAGGUACCAACGAGAUUUCGAGAGAACCAGAGAGCAAAUUGUCUAGACCUAGUUUUCACUAAAGACUUCUCUAAUAUCGACGAAGUGUAUUCCAAUGCACCUCUCGGGAAAAGUGACCAUACCACGCUAUUAUGGGAUUACUCGCUCUUCUCUAAACGCCAGAAGAGAACAGAGGGCCAACCUAAUAUAUGGAAGGCAGAUUUUAAUAUGAUGAAGAACGAAUUGCUGUCCGUGAAUUGGGACCAAAUAUUCAGGGGAGAUCCGAAGGACAACUGGAGAUCUUUUAAAACGAAUUCACUCGAUCUGAUUAGGCGCUGUUGUCCACCUAAAGUACAAAAAACAACUAGUCGACCUGCUUGGUUAACUAGGGACCUAAAUAAGCAGCUACGGAAGAAAAGCAAAAGAUGGAAAAUAUUCAGGGAAACUGCGUCACCAGCGCAUUUCGAAGAAUUUCGUCGUCAACGAAACGCCGUCAAAAAAUGUAUCCGUCAGGCACGGAAGGAGUAUGAAUCCAAAAUUAUACGACAGGCUGAACAGAAGCCUAAGAUUUUAUUUCACAAUCUGAACAGUAGACUGAAAAAUAAGGACCCGGUCGCGGUGCUGAAGGAUGAUAAUGGUGUAGAGAUCAUUGAGAACAACGAGAAAGCCGAACAAUUAGGACAGUAUUUUGCCUCCGUUUUUACUAGAGAAACUGAGUUUAGCUGUUGCAGUACCGGCAAUGCUCUUGAGACUGUUGGUCCCGUGCUUGACUCCAUACUCUUCCCGGCAGCUGCCGUGGAAAGGGAGCUGAAAAAUCUCAAAGAAGCAAAGUCCUCGGGUCCGGACAAUAUACCGGCCAAAUUCUUGAAGGAACUGGCGAAUGAACUUUCCAAACCACUGGCGCACAUCUUCCGCUCGUCAUUCGAAUAAGGGAGGUUGCCAUCGGAAUGGAAGACAGCAAAUAUCUUUCCGAUAUACAAGGGCGGGGCUCGCACUAAUGCUAACAAUUACCGGCCUGUUAGUCUAACCUGCAUCUGCUGUAAAAUAAUGGAGGCCAUAGUUAAGAAAACAACUAUGGAGUUCCUGGAGCAGGGCCAUUUAAUCUCAGACCUGCAGCACGGCUUUAGACAGAACCGCUCGUGUCUUUCCAGUUUAUUGCUCUCGACGGAGCAGUGGACUCGCGCACUGGAUGAGGAUGGGAGGGUUGAUGUCAUAUACACAGACUUUAAGAAGGCGUUCGACAGCGUCCCACACAAACGCCUUAUCUACAAACUUUCUGAAAUUGGGAUAAGAGGAAGGCUGCUGACAUGUAUAACGGAUUUUCUUACCGGGAGAUCGCAAACCGUGUGCGUUGAGGCCUCAAGGUCAACUCCGACUCCCGUUUUAAGUGGUGUACCCCAGGGCUCCGUCUUAGGGCCGUUGCUAUUCCUGGUUUACAUUAACGACUGCGUCGACGACCUGGGAUGCAGCGCCAUCAUGUUUGCUGACGAUGUUAAGCUGUGGAGACCCAUCAGAUCUGAUGCAGACAGGUACGCGCUUCAAGACAGUCUCAACCGCCUAAACAGUUGGUCAGCUCGCUGGCUCCUCAAUUUUAAUGUGGACAAAUGUGUGGUCCUGAGACUCCGCACCAGACAGACCAGUAAGGGGGUCGAUUCCUUUCAAUAUGUCCUUGGUGGUCAGUCCCUUUCAAAUGUUGUGGAACAGAAAGACCUGGGAGUCCUUAUGACCUCCUCGCUGAAACCAUCUUCACAGUGUCAAAGGGCAGCCAAAAGUGCGAUAAGGGUGUUAUUUGCGCUGAGGCGAGGAUUUGGGCAGAUCGACAAGGAGCUGUUCGGAAAAACCUAUGGGGCAUUCGUCCGGUCUCACUUAGAGUAUGCAGUCCAGGCCUGGCGACCGUGGUUAAAGAAAGAUUAUCAACGACUGGAAAGAGUACAGGCGAUGGCUACGAAGAUGGUCAAGAAUCUUCAUCAUUUGCCUUACGAAACCAGGCUGACUGAACUAAAUCUGUUUCCUCUAAAUUACAGGCAACUGCGCGGCGAUCUCAUUCAAACCUACAGGAUUGUCAGAAGCCGUGAGUGUGCCCUAGAUUUUGAUGACUUCUUUGAAUUGGCCCGGACUGACCGUCUGCGUGGUCAUCCGUUCAAACUGCAAAGGAAGCGGGCUCAUUCGGACGUCCGACGGAACGCCUUCUCACACAGGGUCGUCGGGGCAUGGAAUGGACUCCCUGAUGCCGUCGUUCUUUCCGAAAGUGUUAAAUCCUUUAAGUGCAGACUAGACGCUCACUUGUUGAGAACCUACUGUACAUACAAUCAUGAUUGUUUUAGGGGCGGCAGUUUGCGCCUGGCUCACAGUUACCGCUAACUUCUUAACGUUUCGCAUUUGCUGAUGUAAUUGAUGACUUUAUUUCUGUUUAUCGACAUGAAUAGGGUGCUCAAGGGCAAAAGCCUCAUUCCCUUAAUAAACUGACUUAUGACUUAUAAAGCGUGACAGGCCCUUACCUGGAGAGUUUGGGUUGAUAUCCGGCCCAAUUUUUUUGUUUUCGUAUUUGGUCCUUUUUGUUUACGAGCACAGUCUGCUGUUAUUUGUAUCACUCAGUAAAUUGCCUUUGUGACUGUCACAGUUCUCGUCAGUUACUUCUCGAUAUUUUCCCCUAAUGAAUUCUUUGACUUAUCAAUAUUUCCCUGUUUUGUUUCCAAAAAUUUCUUCAUUUUUCUGGGCAAUUUAAUCUCCAUUUGCUAUGCCUCUGAUUCCAAUCUUGGGCUAUAAUUUCAAAAACAGCUUUGUUACCAGAUCUUUUAAAUGUAUGUCUGGAAUAUCCAACGCGAAUACUUAUUUUCAAGUUUAUCUGAGAAUUUGAGAACAUUGACUGUUAAAUAGUGGUUGAGGUUGCCGAGGCACCCACAAAAAUGCGUGUUAACAGGGAGAACAAAAAUAGUUAGUCGUUGUGCAAUAAGCCUUUCACCAGGGACUAACAGUUAAUUAAUUUGCUCCUUUUUUCAUUUUGUAGCUUGUAUGCUGCAUGAUACAAUAACUAAUGCCUGGAAAACAAGUGUGGAAUUGGCUAAAUUAACGUGUGAGUCAGGUAUAUGGCUUGCAGAUAAAUAUUUGAGGCUGCGAAUCCACUUCAAACAUAAGUGCAAACUGCAUAUGCAAAUACGUAAACGAAAGAAACAGGGUUUUGACAGCACCUAUGUGCAGUAUUGAAAAUCGUUGAAUGCAUAAUCUAUGCGGUUGCUUUAGAUUAAUUACAUCGUUCCUCUUUUAAAUGCUUUCGGAUAUCACUGAUUACUUUAGUCGUGGACUAGAAAUCAAAGUGUCCCGAAAUCCUCAAGCAGUACACGACAGUCCAUGUAAGCUAGAGUAUUACUACAGUCUGGUAUUCUGUCAUCAUCAGAUGACUCUAUACCGAAAAAGUAUCACUGACUAACGCUACUUUUAUUCUGCGAUAGAAGCCAAGGCAUUCCUCAAUCACUAUGAAAUUGGUGAUUUUUCCGCACGAUGAAUUUCUUCAGCCAUGGCACUGUCUUCGUUUCGCUGGCAACCUAAGUAAUUUAGUUUCUCCUUUUCCCUCCGAUAGUAGAGGCGAAUACUGGCGCCAGUAUUUGUAGUAUAGUCUUAGCGUUUUCGCGUCAAUGCAAUUCUGGUUGAUGUAUUCGUUAUGGGGUAAGUCUCUAAGCCAAGACUCGAUCCUUCUUCCGACGUUGGGUGUCCUUUGUUGAUAGCAGAUGUCGAAGAAGUCAGCACUACUCGUUUUACCGGAACACCGAACACAUGUCCAAAGGCCCUAUAGGCUAUGAUGAAUUUUCGGUCAAAUAUGGCGCCGAGACCGCAGACAGUAUCAUUAACGACGAAAUGUUGUCCGCAAUUUAGGUUUGAUUUCAGGCUUAUCAUUGUAAGGGAAAAAACUGAAAAUCCGUGACGUUAUUUUCUCUCUAGUGUAAUGACUUGCCUAGUAUAAAUGGCCCAAGUGAGCCUUUUGUGAGCGUGCUGCAACAUCGCCCAAGGUCUCAAACAGCGUUGGCUUUCCCCUGCUAUCUGCCCCGUCAACACACUCGAGGAGACCAUUGCAUACUUGGAGGCGUUGCUUAUUUCAAACUCCGGGUCAUCGUAGGAGAGCGACGACUCAAUAGACGUUGUCGAGCUGUCAGACGAUGUGUACGACGACGAUGUGUCAGACGGUAUCAAUCACCUCACUUUUUCGCUAAUAUUUCCUAAGAUUUCAAUCUCUUCCCGUUGUACGUGUCGAAGUCCGUUGCGGCUACUUGCAGCUGUAAACAUAACGGGAGGAAAAAAAGAACAUUUAGAGAACGUGACGAGAAAGGAAUGAAAAGAUGUCGAUUAAAAUGAGCGUGCGCAGGGCAAUGUGUGGGAGCAGGAAGUGGCACCUAGGAACUGCCUGUGCCCGAUCGAGCAACAGAUGUCAUUGAUUAACAUAUGCAAGCGCACGCGGUCAAGACAGUUAAUUCCUUGCUAUACUGAUAAAUAAUUCGGAACAAAUCUGACUUAGCGUUAGACACAAUGUUUGCAGUGCAACACGUGAUUCGUUUUGCCAUGAAAAGUCAAAUUAUUUGCAUACUGUCUGCUAUCAAACCUUCAAGGAGUCUGUGUAAGCGCAUGCAUGAUGACAGAGUUGUUCAUUAUGAGAAAGUUGAAGGCAGAACGUUAACUUUGGGAAGCUAUUUUUCCCUUGUAUGUGCAUUAAAACGUGGCAAAAUCAGACAUUCGGGUUACUGCAUCUAAAACAGAUGGAUUUAUUAUGCUUUUUUGCAAAGUACUCCGUGGUCAAUUUUUGGGUUUUUGCCAGGUUUAAGAAAGAAAUCAAACAAAACUGGGAAAGGACUGCGAAAGUGGCAUUAAACUCCAACAACAUGCACACUACGCAAAAUCGUCUGCUUUCAUUUUCACGGGUGAGUUUUCAACGAGAUUGCACACCGUGUUAUCCACUCCCAAAUAUAUUUAUACAGGGAAGAAUCAAAGUGAAUUAGGGAGGUUCGUCCAUAAAUAGAAACGCGUACAGCAAUUUCCUGAUGGAGUCUGACUUCGGGCUAUUUUGAAAUCUGAGUGUUCCUCUUUAUGAUUUCAUGCUUGAUUUGCGAACUUAUCGCAAACAACUCCCUGCCCGUGGAAAUUUCUGGGGCCUAACCAAGUUUCGUUCAAUAACGUCUCAACAUUGCCAUGUCCGCCUUUUACCUGAAACGUUAUAUUCUUGUGGUUUCCGCAAUUUCUAUGAAUAGAAGUAUGGUUAGCCAUAAGUGGGUGAUUCGUUCACCUUGUCACUUUAGGAAACCACGCUUCCAAGUCAUUAGCAGAGGUACUGACGGAGCUUUACCAACGUCAAAUUGAGUUUUGGUCUGUCAGAUUCGGAUGAAUGAACGAAAUAGUAUUCUUAUGAACCUACGGGUAGUCGGCGUGAGAACGACUAGAGAGACUAACCCUGCCUUCCGAGACCCAAGUAAAUCCCAUCCGUAGCUCUUAAGUUAAUUAUUAAUAUAAUUAUAAUGGCCAGAUAAUAAAUUACCCAGAAAAUAUGGCUGCCGAUUCUGUUUUCAGUUUGCCGCCAGCUCUACAAAGAAAACUAAGAACUAUUAUCAAUGAUGUGGUGCAUUUUUCUCCUCGACCCUAUCCUUAAGGGCUUUAUAAAAUCCAGCAUUUUUGGCAGACCUUGGAAUCCGGUUACAUUUCUAUUUGGCAAUCAUGACAAAUGAUUGCAUAAAUUUAUCAGAAUACGGACGAACAAAAAUGGUCUUGCGAUGACAUUUCCGUUCAAAAUAAAAGAAGGUAAAUGUUUGACAGAGGCAGCUUUUAAUAAACAUAGCUUGCCGGCCACGUUUACGAACCUACGCAACUGCGGAUAUCAAACUUUUUCACUGCCUCAACUGGCGAAACUUCCAAUAACCCAUCGGAAACAGCAGUGCGCUUGUUUGAUCAUAUAGUAAAAGUUACUUAUACUUUUUUUUACUUUGUUCCAUUUUUCAUGACCAACCGUGCGCGAUAUCCACCAAGCUUAUCAAAAUGACAAAGUUAACGCCGGUAUUUACAUGACGUAGAACAGAAAUAUUUUUACGGUACACUGAAGGGCAUUUCGCACAUUAUGAAAUGAAAAUUUUUCACUUAUAUGACACUUAAUUUACCCGUGGAACUCACUUUUUCAUAGGUUUGCCAGCCAAAAUAUCAGCUCAGUGUCACAACCUUUUGCCCCGUCAUGGAUAUCAUGGUUUCAUCGAUUUUAUCAGUUACAUCAACUCCUUCUUUCGACUGGAUCUCAUCGUCCUACUUGCGCUUUACCUGGCUGACCUUGCAUUGCGCUAUUGCUUAGUCUUUCCUCAUUUCUUUGUUUUAUGUUUGUUGACAGUUGCAGCCUCUUAAUUUCCCCGAAAGACGAUCGAGCGUUUAUAGCAUGGCUGCAUAUUUUCCAAAGCUGCCCCAGACACUCUAUAAGGUGAACUAUAAAAACAUCCCAGAAGAGCUGAACGUCCAUAUAAUCCGUCGAGUUAUGGUUUCUUGAGUGAGGAUUCUUUUUAUGCGAGCAGUCUAUUGUGUUCAAAACCGUUCUAGAUUCAGGCUUUCAAAGACGGAAGUGAAUUAUAGUUUACUGCUGGGGUUAUAUUCCAGUAGAGUAUGUUCUAGAACAUUUCCUUAAAGAAGCACUCGCUUCUGCGCCAUUCAAGUGCAGGGAAUGUCUGUUUUCAAUGUGGGACGACUAUUACACCUGAAAUUACCUUCCCGAGCGCUUAUUUUUCUAAUUUGCGCUGUGCAAUAACAUGUCUGGCCGAGAAUGCAUACCAAUACACAUCGUUACAAAGAAAACUGAUACAUAGAGAAUGCAUUCGGUUCGCGAAUGUUAAAUUUGUUUUGAGCAUUUGUUUGAUGAUUGCAAAAGUAUCUUGCACUCCUACCUAAUCACGACUUAAUCUUGCAGACAGUCUUUAGUCUCUCAUUAAUUUACGCAUUUUUCUGACUGCACAUCUGGCCGUCAAAGAGAAAAUGAUUACAGAAAUUUAAUGACUGUUCAUUUAAAGCAUGCUUUUUAAGUUCGAGAGGUAUUCGCUAUUUAAGGCCCUCUAUUCUUUUAAUACGCCAAGAGGCCUUUUUUCUGGCACCUGAUUCAUAACGAUGGGGGACUCCCUUCGAGGUGGCCAUGUUUCUGUGGUCUUUUGCAUUUUUUGUGUUUAAAAAGUUAAAGGUGCAAUUUAUUGCUUGGUUAAAAUUAUUUUUGACAUCUUAGUGUUUAAACAAACUCGUUUGCUGUCUUGCAUUGGAGCUUAUAGCCUUUAUAUCUGAUGUCCACCGUAUUAUGUUCUUAGCCAGCCGUUUUGCCCGCCUAAUGAUAUAUUUUAUUCACAUUUGGAAAAUACCCACCCCUCAUUUUAAGCUAUUCGUUGCAUGAUUAUGUAAAAUUUUGUCAAAAGGUCAACCUCAGCAGCUGCCAAUGGCGUCAGUUUUGCCCAACUCUCCGGUCCGGUUUGGUAUACGCCCAGUGGACGCCAAUGUACCGCGAAAUACCCUGGUUAGUUGCGUUUUUUAAACCAUGAGUUUGGUUUAACCUCAUGCAUAUUUUAUAUUUUAUUUUUUCGUGCUUUUUUUCUAUUCGUUAUGCCUGUGAACCACCUUCAAACUAACGUCCCUGAAAGAAUUGUUGAAUAUGCUGCAAUAAUUUAUUAAGAUAUGAAGUUUCGUUUGCUCUCCUUUGCCUCUUGAUUUCGAUAAAUAUGGACGGUUCGUAAAACUGCUUCUGUAACUAUCCAAGCGCAUACUCUGUCCUUAUUAUAGUCGACAUGCAUUUUUUCUUUCACUGUAAAACAUAGUGCCCAAUGACCUUCCUACCUUGAUCUCGGGCAUUGAUGUACGGUCUCUCGCCUUUCGCAGUCGUAUAAGCAGGCCGUGUUGUCCUUGUUAUCCACUGCACUCUGUCGGAAUUAUAAGGAUACCUAUUAACUUCUAUUUUGCCAACUUAAGAUAUUCAAACUAGGGGAGCUGCCAAUGUUGCCUGAGCAUCCUCAGCAGGACCAUCGGGUUUUAUGUCUCACUGCACACUCGCUGAUCAUGUUUGCGUCAUUCUAGUUGCGGCUGCGCAUGGUGGUACUUAUAAUUAUGUUGAAGUAGAAAUAUGCGAUGUAUACUCCUACCUCGUUCUUCUUUCCGACAUGAUUCUCUGUAAUUUGAAAUGUUCGCACGUAUAACAUUUGUCUGAAUAUUGACGUACACAUUAGUACAGUUUUCUCUCGGUCUCUUACGCCACCGAUGUAGUAUCGAAAUGAGUACUGUUAAUUGCCAACGUUUACCUACAACUUAAAAGGCAUAUUCGUCUUUCCGCAAUUAUGAGAUUUAUUGAAAAUGCUGUCACCGAGAAUGUUGUAUGGUAUCUGUCUGUUUCUCUUGUUUUCGGUCUAAAAGGACCCGGAUUUAUACGUUCUUUUUCUACUUCUAGUAAACUAUAUAGCGCUUCAAAUGGAGCAUGACACCAGUAGUUUCUUUGCGAGCAUUUAACACGUCUAAACAGAAGCGAACAUCGCCCUAAGGCCUUUCUUAAGAAUACUUCGAGAAGGACCGUUCAAAAACAUCCACAAUUUGAAUAGUGUUCAAACCUCAUUGCUACUACCACAACUGUUAGGUUCUUCUAGAGUCUAGUAUGACUUUUCCCGCCUCGUAUGUCUGAUUGGAAUAACGGCAUUAGUCGCAGUCUUAUUUUUUGUUAUCAAGUUUAUCCCAACCGUACCUUCGCGUGAUUAAUGACCAACGCAACAUCCCGUCAGCCACAGCGUCCCACGUUUCGACACACAUACGGGGACAGUAUCCCGUAUAUCUGACAUAUCGGCUACGCCAUGUGCGAAAUCUGCAUGUUUGUUUCCGUCUGAAUACCGCUUGAGAUUUCACCUAGAUCUUUGUUGCUGAUUUGGCUAACAACUUCCAAACCGAAAACCACGUUGUUUAGCUUUUGCCUGAGUUGCCGAAUUAGUUCCAUUCUGACGACCACUUUAAAACUGCAAAAUUGGGAGAGCUGCAGUGGAAUUUGCCUUUUUACCUGCCAGCGCAUUUCAAAAUUUUGGCAUAGUGAUGGCCGCUCGAAUCUGUAGCUCAUGUCAAGACCAAUAGAACGCAUGUACGAGGCUACCGCUUAACGUCUAAAACCAACUCUUAAUGUGUGCUACUGCAGAACGAUUGUCCUUAGACCCUCUAUGCACUGCUUUAAGAAUUGAACCCGGAUUUUCCUCUCCCGCGGUCUCGUUCAGUUUUCGCCUGAUUCAACUCGGGUGUCAUGGAGAACUCUGUCUUUGGUGCACAUCGCCUUAGGGUUUGAUAUAUACUGACAGGUUUAUGUAGGCGUGCACGCCUGUAAUAUAAUGUCUGGGUCACGUACUUCCCUUGUUGACGACAGUGCGCAUCUGACUGAAGUGUCCAGCACACAACUGUACGGAAGCCUAUUUGCGCUUGUCAAGAAAUCCGCGGUAACUGCUUAGGCCUGUUCCACGUUUUAGGUCCUCGACAUCACGGACGUUCGAUCUGCGUAUUUUCGAGUAACGUUGAGCCAUUUAGCCCACAAGCCGCUUAGACCGAAGACAUCGGGCCUAAAGAUGCGCACGAAGUCAUCUCUCGCUACGCCCAUCCUUAUCCUUCGUUUUCCGACACUGUCGUCGAACAAGGCCGAGACCAAGCGAGAAAUAAAGUUGGUUGAUGUCACCCUCAGUUCGGAAUAGCGCAUGUCCGGAUUAUCCCCGUCUUCCUUAGAGACGCGAUCCAAGAGCAGAAUUCGGAGGAGAGUGUGCAGUCUCUAUAGAUCGAAAUGUUCCUCUAGUCAUACGCCUCGUGGACUUGCGGACCAUGCCUCACAUCCGUGAGACAGAUUCUGUUGACGGAGGCUAGUAUGCAUGGAACUUGGUCUGCAGUUUAGUCUUAUGAUGACUGCAGAGGUUUCGACUAAGUCCGACGGAGACUGCGCCCUCCUGAUUGGUUCAAUGGCUGAUUUCAUCACUACCCUACUGUUUAACAAAUGGUUUGGACCACUAGACAAGCGCUACUUUUUCUUCGGGUAAUUUUAGUUUCAAGUCAUCUACUGCCUUAGGAUCUGUCUGGGACACUGCACAUUCUAUUUCUGCACGAGCUCCACAACAAUGUUUCCCACACGUGUACUUCUUGCGACACGACCUACCCUAUUACUUGAAUUGUCCGCCUGUACGUGUUGGAGAAAGCAGGACUGAUAAAUGCCAAUGACACCGAUGAAGUCAUUCCUAACGCCAUCCACACAUGCUUUGUUCCGUGUUACUGAGCUUCGAUGAGGCGCAGUAUUUCUUGUGGCAUGUCAUCUGGAAGUAUGGUCGACUGCUGGGAAUCCAAGUGAAAGUCCAUGAAACAGAAGGGAGUUGGUCGUUGAGAGCGUUGAUGAUGUUGGAGGACUCGACGAAACUAGCACUGCUGCCUAAAACGUCGCGUUUCGACCGACCAAAAUGCACCCUUUUUUCUUGUUUCUUUUUUGUCAAGUCGUGUUUACUCGCGGCGGGGGUUUUGUCGUCCGAAUAUUCAGUUAAAAUAACAACUGUCUUUUGCGAAAUUCCCCGUGGAAAAUUUAUACAUUUGUGUUUGCUUUUGACCGCAUGUCCCACCAGUCGAACGAAUGCGUUUCUUCUACUUUCAAAGGUUCUUAGGUCCAUACGGAUUGUUUCAAUGGUAGAGGCCAAGUACUGUACCUCACUACUUUUGUUAACUCGUGGUACAUUCGCCAUGCGCGGCUAUCCUUUAUAGCGGAGUGCUCAUUCGGUUUUGUCUCCCCAAUUUCUUCAUAUUACUCUGUCCUUGCCGUCAUUUUCAGUAGACGCAUAUGCACAUAAUUUUCCCGUGGCAUGUUUAGAACGGGUUAAUGUACAGUAGAACUCCUGCUCCUAUCGUUCCUGCAAUAACACUAUGCAUCUCAACUUUCCUCCGCGACCAUUGCUCAUGUCAAAAUGUGCCAAAGCCAAGUACGGCCACGUUUACUGCUUGUCGCAGUCAGUUUUCGAUAAUCGAUCUUGUUAUCUUAACGCGCCGUGACUGAAUAAGAUGUAAAUCUAACUUACCAGCGAGAAAGGUAGUUGUGAUGCUGUCAAUGCACUCAUGAGAGGGUGUCUUAGAUUUAAACGCUUGAUUAUAACAUUCCUUUUAGAUGAAUCGCCCGCCAUUGGGAAAUCAGUUCUAUAUCUUGCACAACGGUGCGGUUGGCCCCAUGCCCACACCACCACCCAAUGUGAUGCAGGUCCGCAGUCUGGCUGACAGGCAAGCCGUCACUCCUCAAGCUAAUGGUCUGACAGGCAUCGCUGCGCGUAAGUUUCUUCGAUCGCACACCUUGCUGGCCUGUCGGUCAUCACGAGAAGCUUUUUAGUUUUAAAAUUAAUUCCAGAACACAAUUCGUCUUUUGUAGGUCGUAUUUUUCCAAUUUUCUCCAGUUAUCUCACGUGUGCUUUCGGAAUAGUAUUCACCUCUGUUGUUUAUUUCUUCAUCAUUAGCCAAGAGUUGAAUUGCACCGAUCACAUCUCACUUUUGUCAAGCAUCUAAUUGGCUGUGAAAUCCAGGUGGUAACUUAAAAGUAGCAGACCCGGUGUCUCGGACCCCACUCGAAACCUAGCGAAAGGAAGAUAAAAGAACUGAAGUAUUCAAGGGAGGGGUUGAUACGCAGCCGCAUGCUUGUUACUUUCCGGGAUGCGCUUACGUCACCGAUUGCCAAGACCUUAAUUGUGGGUAUUUUUGAUUUGGACAUUUAUUAUUCAACCAAGUCCUUAACAUUAAGGUAGUAAGGAUUCUGUUUCGGCUAUCAGCCUAUGUAUUCUUAGGGACGUCAACCGCAUUUCUGAACUCACCAUACCUUUAUGCGUUGAUAAACACUGGCCUCCACGGUCACUGAGUUCAGCCUUUUCAAGACUGCGACUUUUUAAGUUCCUGAGAAAUUAAUUGCCAACUUGGAGUAAAUCAACCUCUUUGAGACCCGUAGACUCGGACUAUAAUUCGAUGUGAAUAUUUGGGCCAAAGUCCAUUAGCCACAGCAGAAUGACCGCGUAAUAUUCAUAAACUGCCAGUAAUAUACAUAUGGGUUCUGUGAUGUAACAGUUCGACCGUCGUCGCCGAUGAUGUCCGCCGUGUGCUCCACAGCUAGACGAGUGCAGGCACGACGACUCGCGCAUGAGUUAGUUUAUAGCGAGUGUAUACUUGCGCAGCAUUUACCGCACUCUCUCCUCCUCCUCCUGGGCCUGGUAUCAAGACAUUGUCAAGAAGACAGGAGGUGGGAGAGGGUGUAGGUAUCUGGCAUGACUAGAGUCGCCCCUAGGAGUGCCGCCAAACCCGGCUCGGAUCACUCUAGACGGAAGUGCCAAAAGGGCUGCAUUAAGAAAGAUUCAUUGCAGCCUGACUUCUGCACCACCAGUCGGCCGCUCCACGCGAACACACACUGGGCCAACUGCUAGGUUCAAGUUAUCCCGUCAGUUGGCAAUCCUCCAAGUCACGGCUUUUAGCUCACCAUGAUAGCUUCAAGCGCGUCAGAUUGUUUAUAGUGAGGAAAAUGCGCUGAGUCGUCGAGCUCACUUUCCGUUUUCAUUCCCCGGCCCCAAACACUGUCCGAGCUGGUCAGCCGCCUAGUGCGGGAAAUGAGCACAAUGACUGAUGUAUCUUGUGACCUUGUCUGCGCGCGCCACAUGCAUGACCUGGUUCCCCAAACACAAGCACCAGGAGUUCACGAAACGGGGACUGAGCGGCGUACAUCUCAUAUGCGUAAGAGUGCCGUAGGUCACGUUUAGAAGGAGCUGCUUCGGCCUGACUGUUAGCCCGCCAGUCCGCCACCCCACACAAACACACAUAACUUGGCAGACUGCGUGGACUGAGUUAGAGCGUCAGUCGCCAGCCUUUCGAGCCAGUCGGACUCGGAUCACACAUGCAGCAGAGGAGCCGCAUGGAGAAGGAGCCGAGAAGCACACUUCCCACUUUCGUAGGUGGCAAUUGGGUGCUCACGAUGGAUGAUUUUGAUGCGUUGUGCUGUGGUUUGGCCGGUGGUUGGUGCAUGUUGGUACUCCAGGCACCGGUUCGCCCGUCUCUGCACGAUAGAUUCGCAAGUGACCGACCAGGCCGAUGGGUAAGGUGAAUGUACGGGGACAGUAUGGACAGGAAAAGUCGGUGGUGUUAUUGUCUGCUUCGGUGAUGGUGGCAAUGAUGGAGUUGCGGGUUGUGAGUGCCCUAGGCGACGGCGUGUUGGUUGGGCCGGGUAUGGUGGAUGUACAGGAUUUGCUAGGCGUUUUAAGGCGAAUUCUACUCUCGUGGAUGCGAAUGUGACCUAGGAGGCCCAUGCGAUUAGUGGAUUUGCGGGGGCAGGUGGGGCGGGUUGGACGAGUGUAUGCGGCUGCUCGAGGCACUGGUUCGCCAGUCUCAGUGGGGUGAAUUCGGAAGCGACCGACCCUGCCGACGUGUGAGGCGAAGGUGCGGUCACAAUGGGGACAGGUGUUAAACGAGUCCACAUCGAUGGCCUCGGGGGGGAUGAGGUUGGUGGAAGGCCUUCUUCAGAUCCACGAAGGCAGAGCAAAGGUGGAUCCACAUCUGGCAUUUCUCCUGCAGUUGGUGGACCGCGGAAGCCGCACUGGCUUUCCGGCAAGAGGCCCUGUUCCAAACGGUUGUUGAGACGGUUGAGAAGGGUGCGAGCGGAGAUCUUUUCGGCGAUAUUCAGCAGGGAGGUGCCUCGGUGGUUGUCGCGGAUUUGGCGGUCCCCUUUCUGCUUUUAGAGGAGAACGACUGUGGCGUCCUUGAAAUCCUGACGACCUGCUCCUUGUUGCCACAUCUGGAAGACCGCCGUCAGAUGAUUCAUGAGUAGGGAGCCACCGUGCUUGUAGAUCUCAGCGGGGAUCGCGUCUGUUCCGGACGUUUUACUGCUAGAGAGUUGCUGCACGGCCUUGAUGGCUUCGUGUCGAGAGUGCGGUGGUCGGGGUUGGUGUGGGUCUCUACUUGAAGUAGACGGGCGAUGUCGGCGUCGGAGAUGGUGGAGGAAUGGUUGAGGACGCCUUCAGAGUGUUCGGCCCAUCGCUGCAGGGUUUACGUUUUCUCAGUGAGUAGGGUGGUUGUACGAUAUACCACACAUGGCAGCACAGGUGAUAGCUAAAAGCCCAGACACGUGUUUCGCCGAUAUUCUGCCGCCGCAUGGCACAGCUUCGAGGGGUUCGACCCAUUAGUGGGUUAUCCAGCUUCUCCUGUGGGCUUUCUGAUAGGUACUCCAGUUUCAAAAUUGCAGCUUUUAAAUUUUUUUGGAAAUUCUAAGUUGGGCAAAUUAGCUGUACCGUGCAGCAGCAGAAUAUCGGCGAAAUACGUAUCUAGGUUUUUUAGCUAGCCCCUUGGCUGCCACGUAUGGUAUAUCGUUCAACCCCCUCUAAAGUACUGAAAGCGAAAUGUUUUCAUGUCGUUUCUGAACACUGGGAAGGUUUUGCAGAAUUCUCAAUAAUCAGUCAACUUGGCCUGUGCAGGGCCACCUGCGGCUGACCUCCUCACAUCCUACGGAAACUUUUCUUCUGGCUUAUCACUGGCACUGUCUCUGGUGACACUGCAGUACCUGAUAGGGUAUUGCCACAUGCCAUCUCGUCCUGAAAAUACUCUGUUUUUUUCCGCCAACCACUACUGUUAAUUUUCUGUUUGCCAACGUCAGCUGAACCAUAAUGUCUGUUAAGGAAGCAAAGACAUUUCGCACGAGGACAGACCAAUUUCCAACAAAACUAGACUUUGAUAUUUCAAGAUGAGUCUGUGACGCAGUCUGGCAAAUUGCGCUCGCCCUAUCUUUUUGAAACGGCAGAAAUAUUUUGCAUAUUCGUACAGAAGUCUUGCUGUGGGCGGUUCCAGUUGCCAAUGAUUGACAUUUCCUUGUGCAGGCCCUUUUUCGGUGGUACAGUCGCCGUUGAGGUCUAGUACACCGACUUCGGGUGCCUCGCAACUUGCCGUGUUCAUGAACCAACUCAUUGAGCUGUCAAGAAAGAGUGCGCCCGUUGGUACGCAGAGCGCCAUUGUGAACUUGAUCCAGAAGUUAGUGGUAAGUUUUACAUCUUUAUGGUCCUGAUUAUAAUAUGGUCAAUUAAAUACUUUGAAGCAGUUUGUACGUUUCAUUUGUAUGCAGACCUUUGGGUCUCUGUUUCAUUUGUUUGCGUAGGUGUAGUAGUUUCUUAUGUUAACUCAAACAACUAACCUGCCCUAUGUCCUAUGAUAGUGUACACACAAUCGCGGUUUAAAACAGGAUCGUACACUAAGUUGUUUUCAAAUGAAUCUGACCUAAAGGUGACUUAAUCUUGUAGGCACCAGCACCCGUUCUUCAGUGAGUGGAGUUUUAAACAUUCACUCCUCUAAUCCCUCUUGCUGACGAAAUUUGAUUCCCGAAACUUCCUGUUGCUAGCAUUGCCCCCACAGGUUUCCUUAGCAAAGAUUUACAGAUGAAGGCCGGCUGGGUAAUCUCUUGGGAGGCAUACAAUAUGCUGGCUGAGUACUUUUUCUAGGGUGAAGCCCUGAAAAUUUGCCAUCCGUAACUGGUUUUGCCGCCUCUUCGGGUGUCCUGGGUUUAAUUCGACUACUAGGUAAAAUAAUUUUGUCGGGUUUCUGCACGACAUUGAAUAUAAAAUAGUACAUGAAGUUCUAUCACGCUAGUCGACUUAGAACUAGGUGCAUAUAAACGAUAAGGUAGUACUCUAUGUCCACUGUACUUAAAACCAAGUAAAACAAGCAUGCAUUUUCCCGGCCCCCUAAAAUACGAAUCGUUCCUAAAGGUACAUUACUAAAUUUAUGGUCUAAAUCUUGACGGUGGCCAGUAAUAGUCCCAUCAACAGUGAAUUUAUAGAUUUAAUUAUCUUAAUGUUUAAGGUAUAUAAGACCCGUGGAUUCUGCCGAUAUUCAUGAGUACGUUUCGUCCUCAGCGCUUCCUGACAUUGCCGCAGACCGGCCAGACCUACUCUUUGUAAAGUCAACUUCCGUUGCUAGCUAGUACAAACCGCAUCAGUGGAGUUAUCUGUCCCUACAAAAGCACCUAAAGUUAAUCCACAUCCUAGAGGACUGUAAAACUAGAUCAGUUAGCUUUUUUAAACUAGUAAGAACCAUCUCUGUCUCGUGGGUACUGUGAUGACUUUCUUGCAAAGUCUGUUGUGGUAAGGGAGGCUUUCGAGGCACCCACCCCACUAUUUCAUCACACGCUUGUUGUUUUACGUGGCAAUACAAAGUCAAGACGACUGGGGACGAGUGUGAACGUGAUACCGAACUAGGUUGAAACCACAUCUACACAUGCUGCACACCGGUUGCUCCCCACACGCAUGCGAACUAAAACACAGAUGAGGUCUUGGAUAAAUUAAUGAGGACGGUUUCCUGUAAGGCUGAAGAGGAGAGAGCCAUUGUGGCCUUGCCGCCGACACGGAAGAGGACCGGAUUAUUCUAUCAGUUGACAGCCUCCCAGGCCACAACUUCUAGUUCUUGGCAGCUUAAAGUGAGAAAACGAGGCACUGAAUCCGGAACCAAUGGACCUUUACUCUCUUUCCCUUCCCUUUCAUAUUCUGUGCCACUCUCAAGUCUCAGUCAGGCUGGCGUGGCAGGAAGUCUUGGUGUAACACGUGCUACAUGCAAACAUCUACCCAUACUGCCCGUUCCCCGCCAUUAUCCACCUCGGUGAACUUCAUCGCGUAAUUGUUGAAUGUGGAACAGAUGCUUUUUUUACCGAAUGUAGUCGUCUAUGUACGUACGGCCGCGUAGACACAUGAGAUGCGUUUAUGGGUGGGGAUAGUAUGGACAAGUGACGAUGGUAGUUUGCCCUUUGCUGUCUACGAUAUCAUACUUAUCAGAUUCUGUUACUUUUGGGGAUACACGUAGGACUUUUGUAGUGGGUGUUUCUGGCUCUGUCUGACUGUGACUUAUUGGCAUUGUUGGGCAAGAAGUCGUCGUCAAUACAUGAUCUUAGUACUUAUGUUGUAAAACGAACAAAAUAGUCUCAGGGGCGUCGUAAUCUAGCGAUAACACAUCUUACUUUGUCCAUUAAUUGAAUAUAUGCAAUGCUGUGCAGGUGACUGAAAUCAUCCUUUUAUACCAGAAUUAGAGGUUUUUCCCAUUUCUGCAAUUUCGAGCAGCCUGAUGCCAUUUCAUAUUUCUCUAUGGGUUGCUUGACAGCGUUAUCAUUGCAGCUCUUGGCUGUAUCCUUUUGGAAAUUGUAGCCUUUCAUGUAAACGGGAACGACCUAUGGUUUACUGCACUACGAAGGCUAAAUCAAUGUCUGAAGAGGCGGUCGCUGGAAUGUGCUUUUUUAUACAUAUUUUUUGGAACAAAAUAAGCAUCCCGGCAAUUGCUAAGUUUGGAUCGUAUUUUCCGCAUUGUCGGAUCAGACAGCACUAAGUAACCGAAUCCGAACUGUUGUUGCUGUUUUGUUCGCAUAUGCACGAACCUACAGUAUUUCAAUAAAGGGUCAGCUGUGCAUUUUGUGUGAGCCCUUCCUGAGGAUACUACAUUUGCCGUUUAGACUAACGUUUGUAACGGCACAAUGACGACAGUUUAGGCGGUUUCUGUGGUAAACGUAAAUCUGUUUUGAAUUAGUUCAAUGGUAAGACGUCCAACGGAAGACCAUGCUUUACACAGAGGUUUGUAUUUAAGUUAUUUGCUGGUAAACUCGCGAAAUUCGAAAUUGUAUCACUAAUGGCCUCCGAAAGAGGACUCUGCCGAAUACUAUGAGAAAUCUAGAUGCUUUGUCACUACUGUCUUUUUUAGUGCGUUAUAAUUUGCGUUGGUCGUAGUAUGAUUGACUUUGCUUGCCAGUUAAACCGUGUGUUGAAGAUGUCUGGAUUUUGUCCUGCCCUUCGGGUGCUUCCUGUUGGCCAGGCGGCGAAAUAGAUAUGCCACCUCGUCCACCGUGCCUUUGAGCACCGAUAGGUGACUUGGCCGUUCAGCUGGGAAGACCAUUAUCGUCUUCCCAUUGGCUAGAACGCCAACCCGACAUUAUAUCUAAAACCAACGCACCUAUCGUGCGUUAUUUCUACGAACCUCUUUCCUAAGUGCCUGGUCACUUCCAGUUCAUGUGAGUUAUUUACCCCCUCAUCCGUUCUGCGGCGUGUUUGCGGAUAAUAAAAAUGAAGUGGAAAUGUCGACAUACAACUAGUGUUUCUCAGCCCUCAAUCACAAAAAGCUAUCAUUACGCAGCAGUAAACUUAUUCGGGUGGUCUCCCAGUUAAUUUACCACCGUCCAACAGGAUUAGCCGCUUUUUCGAGCUAACUGUUUAAGAGCAAAACCAGACGACGCGUUCCACCUCAAAUCUACUUCGCGUAUUUGGGCUGAUGAUUGCUCUACAUCAAAAACCAAGGAGACGAGAUUGAAAGGAUACUUCGAAUUCUAGGCGAGGAGACUGCUGAUUGAAAAUUCAGUUGUGGUCUGCAUACGCCUGUAGCUGCUGUGGCAGCACACCGGCGUAAGUGAGCACGCCAACGGGACGCCGGUGAUGGCUGUGGUUCAAAAUUCAACCGGACAACCUGUUAGGAAAGGCGGUUUGUACGACAGCAGACCCGGAAAAGACAGAUGAAACUAGAAAAGUCGUUUUGGCGUAUAUUCAUAAAUUGUUCCCAACUCGCUCUACUCGCCCAAACGAGAAGCUAACUACGUGAAUCUAAAAAAGUUCUAAUAAUUUCAUUUAGGUACACACUAGUAGUUGUUGUCUAGAUGAAAGCUGCAAGACAACAGCUCGAACCAUUACGUCUCCAGUCGUCGCAAGCUGGUUUCCGAAGUUUACAGUCAAGGGCAGGAGAAUAGGUAUUGUCCGACAGAUGUCAGGAGAUAUCCCAACAAGGGACACAAAAGAUAAAGGGCCCAGAUAAUGAGGAACGCCAUAGCUUACGAUUCUCCGUUCUACUUGGACAAUCAGACCAACAACCUAAUCCUUAUAAUGCGUCUACAAUGUUGACUGCUUGAUCAGAGUCCGCCGUAUCUUGAUAAAUUCCCCAGGUCCACGCGAGGUAACACUGCUCGAUGCAGGCAUUUUUUGGUUCCAUGCGUGGUUCUCUGUGGUUCGAGGUCUCACAGAGUGACGGAAUUGAAGAGGCAUGCAUAUUUUGUUUAUUUUGGCCUUCCGACGUUCCCUUUGUUUCCAUAAUGUCCACCGUGUUUUUGGCAGUCGGUUAUUGUGAUGUCAGCUCUGGGAGCGUCACAACAAAUCUUGUUUCUGCCAAUUUCCCCACUAACUCUGUUUAGUGUAAACUUACCUCUUCAUAAGGGGCUGCCGGCUAAACCUUGGUUACAGUUUUUAGGGAACUAUCCGUCAGUCACGACUAAGCAUUUGUCCGUAUUGCGAUUGCGUGUACAGAUUGGCUGGAAAUGACUCUUUCUCUUGGCAACGUUUUAGGACAGUGAAAUUGACUGCGACACCUUUUGCACUCAGCUCAGUGCGAGUCUGAACCGUGAUGCGGAACCCAUGAACAUUGGUCCUUUUAUCAAGGAUAACAUCGCACUCCUGCGUCGGGAACUGUACAGUGGUGUGUGUACAUUACCAAACAUCCGGCCUCCCUCUUUGGAUGUGGAGGCCUCCCAGUCGCAACAGCACCCGUCGCCGAUACCGCAGCCCAUUAUUGCCGGUGUAUCUACAGUGUCGAGCUUGCCAAAUUCCGUUAGUACACCUGUGAUGAUCUCGCACGCUUCACUGCCGGUUCGGCAAAGCUUUACUAACGUUUCUACUAUAGAGUCCGCCCCGUCCACUAUUCUUCCUCGGCAGGCCCUAACUACCUUUACCUCUCCCCAACAGCAGCAACAGCGCCUGCCUACACCCGCCAUGCCAAUUUCUGUAACGCCUCAGGUCAACCCAAGUACUGCCACGUCGGUGGUUCUUCAGCCAAACGCACCAACUACCUCCACGACGUAUUCGACCGCAGCAAUCUGUGUCAGCCGGGCAGGCGAAACCCCGAUUUUUACAUCCUCUGCAUCAACCCUCCCUACCACUGCUGUUGGCCAGCCUUUAAUUCACACAUCAAAUAUCUUUCAUCCUGUAAUCAGACCAAUUCUCCCGUCCAGUUAUUCCACACGAACGCCUCCAUCCAUAGCUCCUUAUCGACCUCAACUGAGGCCGAUUGCCCCAACUGUGAUUGUUCCGAAUGCCCCCUUUCCCGUUGUUCCUAGUCCACAUGCCACGUCCACUGUCGUUGCUACAACAACACCCAUGGUGCAGGCAAUUCGGAUGCGGCCGGUCUCCAUAACCUCUACCGCCUCAACUCAACAACCGGCCUUUGCCAGAGCAACUGUCUUUGGUGGUGUUACUCGACCUAGCCUCAUUCCUCAGUCCUCGUCAUCCACCACUCCCACCCCAUCCACCGUGGCCGCGGCAGCACUGCAGUCCCCUCUCAACCAACCCUUUUUUCCCGUAUCUCAGCUCAAAUCGCAUCUAGCCCAGCGCCUGAGCAACUCACAGGUUACGAUUACUGACGAGGCCUACACCUGUAUAGCUCAUGGACUAGAAAAUUUUCUGCGCUCAAUCCUUACCCGACUUUCUAUUGUCAUGGGCCACAAAGCCCUUCGCCUCUCCAACGACCCACAUCUCACGCAGACUGACUUUGCGCGGGAUCAGAUGGCCUUCCUUGUAAAACUUGACGAACACGACAAAAACCGAAAAAACGAACUUGAAAGGGAGAUGAUAUUUAAGGCGGCAAAAGUGAGUAAUUGCUUAAUAAAGUCUCUUGUUUUCUUUUUGUUUGAUACAGCCUUUUUUGCGCAUGCAGGCUGCUUUGAAUAUUGGUGGCAUGCGUAAUGUGUAGUGGGUGAUGUCGCACGAACCGCAAACUGAAACUGAAGCAAUGUCUCGGUUAGGAAGGAUUACUCAGGUUCGGUCGUAGUGUUAAUUAUCAUGCAGCAUAACCUAAACAUAUUUCACUCAGGCAAGGUUGCGUGCCCUUCUGACCUGUAAAAAUCAUGCUACAGAUUGACCACUUAUGUUGUAUACAAUUCUUCCAUUGACAUUCUGUUCCCUCCUAAAUUCAAAAAUACGUUUUAAAAAGCAUAUACGUAAAGUCACUCCUUAUGCACAUUUUAUGGUAAAUGACCUCUCAUUAAAACCAUCUACUAGAAAAGCUGAAUUUUGCGGUCAUGAGAUUUUUUAAGACCACUGUCCACUCAUUAGUGCAGCUUAUGAAGCUUGCUAUGUGGCUCAUCCUCAUUACAAAAUUUUCCGAGUCCUCUUUGUACCUUCCUAAUGGCAUAGAAGAAUGUUUGUUUUCAAAUGGCAGGUGUGGUUCCAAACCACGAGUAUUGAAAUACUUCUUGGAAACCGGAAGAUACCCUCUCUUUAAGAAAAAAAUAAUUUAAGACAUGAUUUGCUACAAAAAUAGUACAAGGCUAUUUUAUGCUUUCUAUAAAAUAUGUUUGGAUUUGCGAGUGCAUCGAAAGGUAAUGGCAGAGGAUCACAUUGGUCCAGUUAUAAUUUUGUAACGAGUGUACUUUUGCAGACUACUGGAAAGGCACGCAUUAAAAUGCCUGCAUCCUGAUAUGACCGGAAUAUCUGCAGCAUGGUAGUCAGGGCUGCAACCCCACUUACGUAGUCCUUUUUGACUGUUUGUAUUUCAGAACUCCAAUUAAUAUUUACUGAGAUACUCCACGCAUGGCAUAUAUUCUUAACAUUUCCACCCUUGGAAGUGAAUGACCUGCUUUCAUUUUCGGGAUUUGCGUUUAGUGAAUAUGACAGUAUGAGCUAAAACGUUACGGUUUACUAGUCUGGUUUGAAAUACUGCGCGAGCGCGACGAUCAGACGGAUCUCAAGUACCGGUCAGCAAGACCAUGGAAGACUUAUUUGAGAAGGGUGCAAAGUCCUUCAGAUCUUUUCACUUGCAUUGUUCAGCGUAGAGCAAGCAUUCCAUUUUAACGGCCCAUGCUACUUUUCGCUUCUCGAAACAUUUUAAUGCCGUACGAUCUAACUCAGUUUUCAAACUAGACGACUGAGUUACGGCUGCCCGCGCAAAAUGUUAAGCCCGAAAAACUGCUUGCACUGCCAGCGUCUUCAGCUGUGGCCUUCGAUAUUGUCCGCAGCAAUGAGGCCUAUCAUAAAACUUGUUUUCACAAAGAUUACUAAGCAUAUUGGUGUGUUACUUUACUGAUCCCCUGAUUGGACAAUGCGGUUCACCUAAGUCGUACGUCUAGAAGACUGUAAAACCUCGUCAAUACUACGUGGCACUAAGUUCUCUUGCUUCGCCUUCUACACACUGGCGGGAGUGAGUAUGGUAAACCGAAAAGAUAGAUGGCAACUGCACGUAUAAGAACUUUGGACGGUAGAUGAAUUCAAGGAUGAAGGGUUGGACACCCAUUUGCAGCUUCGUUGGAUGCCCUUAAAGCAGAGUCAGAAAGUACGAUAGAUAUUUCGGUCGUCAAGAUCCAUCGGCCCAAAAUCCGUCUGCACUUUCAAGAAUGCAUGAACAAAAAACAUUGCCGUUUUCAUCUUUGACAGAGGCUGUGUUGAAUAAGUACUUCAGUGCUAUGCUCACUAGAGCAUGCCGUUUUCAUCUUUGGUGGAGUUUUUUUCGACUGGCCAUUUUCAGUGUUGUGCACCCUAGAGCAACCAAAUGGUUUUGUAUGGGACACAACUGCUGGCCUCCCUGAUUUCUGUGCAGUACUCGACUCAUUUGAUCGGAACACUCUUUAGAGACCGGGGAAUUUCGACAGGGUGCUUGUGCAACGCCCAAACCCUCAAGAACAGAAACGUAUCCCACAUUCUGGUCUUCUGGCUUGUCUCACGCUAAUUCCGGAUUCACCGUUGAGGCCGGAGGGCUGCUUAUGUUUCAUGACCUGGCAGUCUACUUUUUAAGCAUCUUGCCCAUUUAGCUGGAAGCUCAGCUCAUGGUAGCAACUGUCCAAUAGUUCAAGAACAUCAUGUUUUACUGUGUUAGGGUAGACGGCUCCAGUCCCGAAAUGAUCGUCGUUUUCAAGUUUCUUCCAGAUCCAAUUCGGCAGCCUUUGCAAAGUCGUAGGAGCAGUCCAGACCUGUAUAUGCAGGCGGCCACCCACCACCACUCCGGGAUGGCCCGCCAACGCGUGCUAAAAAGCCUGGUGUUGGUGGAUACCAUCACCUUGACAUAAGCCGGAUUUGAUAUCAAAAAGUCAACCUUCAUCACUCACGUGGUGUUUGAUCUUAGUUCAGUGAUACCAGAUUUGAAUCGUUCGAAACAGUUUCGGCGGUAGGCCAUCAUACAACGUGUUCGACCACAAGAAGUCCCGGUGUACAGGGUCAACUGGUGCAACGCCUCUCACGGAGCAGACUUGGGUGAGUUGCUGAUAACAGUUGCGGAGCGGGAUGUUCUCGCCUAAGCACUUCCGCCUCGGUCGAAGUCUACGAUGAUUUUUUUUGUCAGCGCUUGCGGCAGAAGCGGAGGCGAUUUAGAACGACUGCGAAGGCUUAGGCUAUCCACAGAGUCUUAUGUAGCGGUAAUUCUUACACAAUGCAUUCUCCUCCCGGGAAUCGGCUCAAUAACAACUGUGUCGAACGGUACUCGUAGGUUUCUGAUGGAAGGCAGUCUCCCAGGUUCUGUUUUGUUAUCGUACGUGGAAUUUAUCCGGCAAAUGGUAAACUGCAAGUACAAUUUCAUUUGGGCACCGACGUUAUCAUCCCACUGGGUCAUAACCCAAAGGACGGCGUCAGUCGGAUUCAGGAGCUGGGUAAUACAUACCUCCGACCCGAUAUUGUGUCUGACCCUGUUGAUACCAGCGGGCCCAAGCCGUCUAUGGAUAUGCAAAUUCCUCAUGAAAUUGAAUGCCGUCACGACCAAAGUAUUGCACAAUGGCCUUAAACUGCAAGAAGCGUGUCCUUUCGCACAGUUUGUGACCAAUUGAAGUCGAUCCACUUUUUGUUUGCCGCCGUCUUAUCAAUUUUCUAGUGACAAGGGAGGACUAAAUGUGAUGUAGAAUGUACGCGCGCCAUGUUAUGUUGUAUCUGCUUGUGCCCGUGUUCAUGCCGCUACUUUCGGUUAAAUAAAGGUAUUGGAAUGCGUUAAGCACUGUUGCGCGAUUGCCAAGUUUCCCUGCAUUGCUGUCGGGGGUAGAUUGAGGUAUCGGACAAUUUAUACCUCCAGACAAUAUUGCGGCUUCGGCUAAAGGACCGUCUGUAGAAAGGGAAAAUUUAUAGCCAGUAGACUUUUUUAAAGAUGCAGUGCAAGGUCGCUGCCUGAACUAGCCCAGUCACACGAUCCGUCAACCGGAGGGGGGCCGAUGCGCGACAUGACAUCUCUGACCCCUGUCCAAAUUGGUGCCGUCGCUUUACUGGUGCUCAACUUGCAAAUGAAUAUGGAUGGUUGAGGCGUAUUAGUGGGCAUUAAUGGUGAGUGAACCUGCCCGCAUUUGAGGCCGAAAAAUCGAUCGGGAAAUGAUUGCUAGGCCUCACCAUCUUAUUAUGUCCAACUUUGGAACGAACUGAACUAGCACUAGCCAUAGUGGUUAGAAGGCAUAGCAAAUACUGGGUGGUGAACCUCGACCCCCCACAACUUAUGACUUAGUGGCUGACGUCGCCGACUUCUUCGAUUAUGAAAUUAAACUUUGGAGUUAAAUGCAAAUGCGCAUAUUGCUUUUCGAAAUUGAAAAAAUACUCGCAUAAACUCCCGAAUUGAAUAACCAGGAGUUCUUUUGACACACGACUUUUCCGCCCUCGUGAUUUUAACCAUCUUAGGCAUUCUCAACGGCACAUGGAACGUACCUUUUAGGCAGUAAUAACUUUCUGAUUAUUGUUUGUGCGUCCAUCGCAUUGUUAUCACUAUCUCCCAGACAACGAUCUCAGUCUUUUUGGUCCUGUUAUCAAGUCCGCUUUGGGUGUUUGGCUUUAGGGAUGUUUAUUUCUCAAAAUGUCUACAUGUCCUCUACACAUAAAGAAUCCAGAGUUGGAUACACCGCUCAUCCUCGUUUCCUAGAAUUAUCAGAAUUGCGUGCAGGAUUAUCCUUUUUCUCGCAGCUGAUAUUUUUAGAAAAUAGGCCACGUACUUUACCUUCGCCCUUUCGGUUAGGACAGUUCGAUCGUCACAAACGGCGUAUUCCCCAGUGUCUCUAGGGCGCAGAGGUGAAUUGCUCGCGGAUAGGUGGUUGGCGAAGCAGACCUGUGUCGGAUUUACCUCGCCCGUCAUUGCCACACCCACCCCGUUCCAAUGACAAGAUAAAGUGAAAGCAACCGAAGAUUGGCGGGGACGCAAUGAUUGAUAAAACUGAACAGCCCGUCUACAACUGCUACACUACACUUUACACGUACUAGGCUUUCUUCAGAAUGUCCCAGGUCUCGAGUGAAUGAGUGCCCUAGCGGGCACAUUAAGCAGGAACCAUCGUAACCCGACCCUCAGUCCUGAGAAGGAUCGGGUUACCCCAUAAGUUGACAACCUCCACAUGCCGUGCCUGUUAGCCCGCGGUCAUCGCUUCAAAGUACGUUUGAUUGUUUAUGGUAAAAAUAGACUGAGGAUUGAAUCCGCGCUAAAUCGAUCUAAUAUUGGAUCGCGUCCUGAAAUGGUGAUCAGACAUGUGAGUGGGUCUGGCUAAGUGGCUGAGGGGGACGGCUCGUUGGCUCUUCCUUGCGAUCAGAUCAGCGCCAGUUCAGUAAUUUAAUCCAAGUGCUUGCACGUCUGUUUUUCUGCAACCUCUGAUUACUAGCACACCGACUUUGGGUCCUCAGUGUAGGCAGUCUCCAUCAGAUGCUUUAUACCCGAAGUUCACUGUACUUUUAAUAAGAGUUCAGGAACUUUGGUGACUGUUAGAUUCUGCCCCCUCAGAAACUUUUGUCUUGUUCAAGAGAACGUUUUAGGUGUUGAAGAAUAUGCAGUGCUUGAAAAUCGCGGGAUUGCUGCAACUUUUGGCUGUAUGUCCUGGUUGACGAGGUCUCUAGUCAGUGCUUAGUUGUGACUUCUACAUGUAGCUGGCAAAAAUAUGAUACCGUUCUAAUGUCGCAACAAGAAUUUAUAUUCGUUUCGCAUUAUUUCUGACUACUCGCCUUCUUUCUUGCAUCGGCCUUAACAACCAGCUCGGCGUGGCCAUCGCCCUUUAUUGGCCCACGACAGUUUGUCCACCGAAAGCAAUAAGAAACCCUCCUGUAUUGAGAUCGCAGUGGUGACCUGCGUGUAAAUUGGUAUGUACUGGCGCAGACUUGUGAGGCAUCCACCUCCCUCUCCCUUCCCACAUCCGUCAUGUUCCAAUGGCAAGAAGUUAAUACGGUCGGAUACGAGCUUGGGCGCAGCGACUAAUUUCGCUAAUUCAAUUUCUCCGAACUGUCAAAGGGUUUUGAAGUUGUGCGGCCAAAUCGGCUGUUCAUACGUCCACACGCGAACCACGCGGCGUAUUUCUCCCUCCUCUCGGGACUGGAAAUACGCGAAAACUUGCCCAUCCCACUCAUUCAAUCUGCUGUGGCUGCCAGCACUCAUCCACGGCGAAACUACAUGUAGCAUUAAUGCACGUCCGAAGGUCUAUCCCACCAAAGUGACCCCACUCUCCGAUUGUCCAGAAGACCCACCCCUUAAAUGAGCAAUUGGCUGAUCGAUUACAACGGUUGGUAGCUGUGGUCGCAACCUACUCGCUCCGUACAAGAUAAACAUCAUCGUCUCCCACCAAGCUUGCUUCUCGGAGCAAUGGCAAUUCACUAAAACGAGUACGGGAUUCGUCCUCUUUUCGGACAUUCGCCGCAGGAAAGCACAACACGACGCAAAAACUCCUCUCACCACGAACUACACUGUCAGCAAGUUGUCUGUUCACAACUGAAUCAUCGACCGCCGCCACAGCGAGUAUCCCAGUCAAUGAGAAGUAUGACGUCGCCAGCGCCUACUCUUCCAGUGGCAAGUGGGUACAGUAUAAAAGACAACUUGUACGAAAAUCUGUGCUGCCUCUUGAUUAUGUUCUUGGCAAAUAAAAUUCACCUGAGGUCUAUGUCUUUGUCAUGGAAGGAUUUCUCGGUCGUCAUGGUGUCGACAACAGAAACAGCAACGAGUUUGUUCUGUGGAAGAACCGAGUGAAUCGCAACACUGUUGUUCGCUUCCUUAAUCGCAAGACGACAACUAGGAUGCAUUUUCUGGGCUCCAUGCCUGAUAUGUGAAAAGGCCACAGAGAUUAUUGGUGACAAAGACGUGCAGUACCCAGUGUUGAGCUUAUGGUCUUUUCCUGACCUCUUAAAUAAAGCCGCGGGUGCGACCGCGAGUAAGCGAAACAACGAAUGAACUGCACACAACACUAUUGGACAACAGCGGACCCAGAAAAGGGACUGACCUACGGGAUCAACAGCUAGGUGGAACAAGCACAUAUCGGGAAAAGUGGAAUUGAGAACAUCUAGAACAUGCACGUGACACGGUCUGUGCUGUGUCAGGCAGCAAUUUUUACGGUGGCUGGAGUCUUUGUUCAGGGCCUCGCUGCGUCAAGGGCGUUCAGCUCUACAGUGAGAGUUUUCAGACACGCUGACCUUACAGUCUGACGGACCGCAACAUGCGCACACGCGCAAACUCAGACAGUCACGAUCGUCCCCCCACACUUGAACACGCCACCCAUCGGCUAAGGCACGACAGUUCGACCGUCGCAACCGACGAUGUCCACCGUGCACUCCACAGCAAGGUGAGAAUAUGCACGGUGACUUGCGCGCAAAUUAGUCUACAGUGAGUGUAGACUUGCGCAGCAUCUACCACACUAUCUCCUCCGCCCUACCUGGGCACGGUGUCGAGACACAGUUAAGAAGACCGGAGGUGAGGGGUGGCUCAGGCGGCUGGCACGACCGGACUCAUACCCAGGCGUACCACCACACUCUCUAUCCCGCAACAAACACUUGACCGGGAUUUUAACCAACAACAACAGCACUUUAACGGGUCAGAAGGAGGAGGAUGACUUGGCAACCAUGCAUAUGAUCUGUAUACCCAGUGGGGGGCGUAAGCGCAUCUACCGGCGUGGAACCAGAUUUCAGAGAACUGCUAGCACUUACCAGGCCGUGAGGGCUAUAGUUUACUGAUCAUGGCAUGGCAGACGCUCACAAACCUUAAAGCCGAGAAGGGUGAUACGCAACCCUGCGCUUAGCCCGGGCCGUCACCCAUCAAGGGCCAGGUAACUAGUCAGUCAUCGACCGAGAGUCUCAACUCAUAAAGCACACACGCGCUCCUCACAUGCGUGAGAGUGCCAGAGGUUACGUUAAGAAGAAGCCGUUACAGCCCGGCUCUCCCCACAACUGCUCACAACUGGGAAGACCGCGUGGACUGAGUUAAGGCGUCAGUCGACAGUCUUCUAGGCCACAAUGCUUGACGCAUCGCUAUAGUCUCAGACUGGGAUCACACGUGCGGCAGAGUAGCCGCAUGGAGAAGGAGCCGAGAGGCAAACUUCCCACGUGCGUGGAAGGUGGCGAUCGAGUGCUUGCGUUAGGUGGUGUUGUGUGACGCAGGUGCUCGUGAGGGGAGGUGUGGUGUGGUGCAGUUGGCGGUUGUUUACCACAGGUUUUCGUGAAUGUGUACGUGACCUAGCAGACCCAUGCGGUGGCUGAACGUGCGGGGGCUGUGAGGGCAGUUGAGUGUGGAUUGGUGCUCCAGGCACUGGUUCACCAGUCCUUGUGCAAUAGAUUUUCAAGUGACCAGCUAGGCCGAUGCGUGAGAUCAGUGCAUGGGGACAAUGUGGGCAGGAUUGGUCGGGAGUGUCAAAGUUGGUUUCAAUGGUGAUGGUGGUGGUGGAGCUGCAGGUGGUCGGUACUCUGGACGAUAGGGUGGGGAUUUGGCCAGGCAUGCUGAGUGUGCAGGGUAUGUUAGAUGUGUCGAGUCUCCAGCGAAUUCCGCUCUCGUGGACACGCAUAUGGCCUGGUAGGCCCAUGGGGUGAGUGGAUGCUCGGAGACAGUGAAGGCAGUGGGGGAGGAUGCAGCAGGACGCACUACUUGGACACAGACAUUUUGAUCUGCUCCGCAAACCCGUAAAAGCAGUCGACAUCACUCUCGGUCACGGCGCAACACCGUCAGCACGCACCCCGUCCGCGCCAGCGAUACUGCCACUCCCGAUAACGAUGCGGGGUGUCGGCGUUGUCCGACUACUCUGGGCUUGGCUGGGUGAUUGUAGCGCACUGAGUACACUCAUUACUUAGACGUUAUAAUACAACUGCCACGACUGUUCUGGGGUCCAAUAACCGACUGCAGUACUGCUGCGACAAGAACAUCGAGGAGAUUCAAGGGUUGCUGCUAGGCAGUAAUCAUUUCUAUGGAUCCUGUGAGCAUUUUCCAGGUGCUCUUUGGGAAUAACCUGACGGCGGCAAAGUAAAAAGCUUCGCAGUUGUUAAGGCAUCCGAUCCGUCAUAAUGUCGCAGUUUUUUUAGCUCAGUUGAAUCGAGUCUGCCAUCGCAGAGUAAAAGAUGUCGUUCUUCUGGACUGACUGUCUUCAUGGUGUCCACUUCAUGUCUGCUCAGAUGAUCAACCGAUAUCCUCGAACAAAACUAACACUGACCUCACCUCCCCUGGCGGAAGACGAGUAUGGUCGUCAGUAACAUAGAUGGGUAGACCCGGCCCAUAACCGAGUUCCCGUCAGUCUACGAAUACGGCGGCUACAAUUUCUGGAGAAAAAAACACCUACUUCAGGAGGUAUGAGAACUUCAAGUGGGUCGGCGUCAUGCGCUUCUAUAGAGUAAAUGAAAUCGAGAAGCCUGUCACAAUUUCCGACUUAUCUCCUUACUUCCACUCUCAGCUAAACCCUUCUCCCGCAUUCUUUCUGAAAAUGGAUGCUGAAAACACCAUGGAUUCGCUGACAGGAUCUUUGUGGGUCCACAUUAUUUAUGGCGAAUUGACCUCGAAUAUACCUGCCGCUACGAAUGGAUUGACGUCAGGUUUCUUACUCGCCGUAUACUCAUAAAAAUGCUAUUGCGACAGAUGAAAUUGAAGCCCUGCCAUUGACAUUAACUACCCGCCUGGCAGCAAGCUCCGCCAUUCCAAGGCUACACGCUCCUGAGCAGCUCUUCUGAGAGCAGAUACUGGACCCUCGGUUCGCUGAGGACUGCGUGCUGAACACGACAAAUAUAUGAGGAUGUCACUGCGGGCGCCAACAGACAAGGUGGACGGAAACAACGUCGCAAGGAUGCACUGAAAAAUUUAUUUGAACAACCGGGUAAUUAACCAGGAGUCCUGGACAACUCACAUACGGCCGACCGGAAUAUUUUGCCGUGAAAACUAGGGCCGCAGUCUUCGAUGUCACCUGAGGGAAAGGGGCUCAGAAACAACGCUGAAAAGCGAAACUGAAAUUCCUGACCGCGACGCUGUUAACUUCGGGUCCCUUCCUAUGUAUCGGUACUGUCAACAUGUGUUCAUGCCUACCGUUGGCGUUGUUUGACGCCUUUAUAUUCAUCGUCGAGGCACCACUAACGGAGUGGACACCGCGCCGGGCAACAUUGUGCACUCAGACCAGCAUCUUCCCGCUUGGUGCAUUAGGGUCAGAAAUCCCGGCUCUUGGUCUUGAGAACGUCCAACAUUUCAAGAACUUGGCAUGGAAGCCCGAUCCCACCCAAGGACACCUUUUCUGGCUAAAAGGGCUCCACAGUUCAAUGAUUCGUGGUAAAUGUACUGCUACUAGCCACGACCGUUAUUUAUGCAAAUACCUGUUGGAAGGGCACCGUCAGUUUGAAUCAUUUCAUUUUAUCGGAUACAGUGGAUGACCGAUCACAUGAAAUGUUAGCCUAGAUUUCGAAAUGUGUCUUCGAUCAGGAAGGAUUGCUUCGAUGGGGUUAUAAUAAUGAUUAUCAUGCGGCAUAAUCUCACGAUACUUCGGACUUGCCAAAAUUUUGGUUUUUAAAUGCACUUUGCGACCUCCUUUGAAAAACGUACUCGGUAAGAAAUGGCUAAUCACUUGGUAAGAAAUGGCUACUUAAGUAAUACGGAUUUUCCACUCUGAUUUUUGAUGGCCUUAUAGAUUGAGAUAUAUUUUGUAAAAAAUACACAAAAUAUGCUUUCUUCUUAUUUGAUAGCAAAUCACAUCAUCUUCAAAUUUUAUACUUGAAGAAGGGGUAUAUUUAGGUUUGGAAGAAGUUCCCAAAUUCCCGAAUUUGAUCAUGCGUUGCACUACCGUUUAACGAUUUCAUUCUGCAAGGUGUAUACUUUCUGCGUAGAGAAAAUUAUAUAUUCCUCCACGCCUUUGGGAAAAUACCGUGUAGAGUUCAUAAAAAUUUGCCAUGGAGGCGGAAUAUUUUGUGCACUUCAUGCCCAGCAUCAAUAAAUGGACAAGUACGAUGUUGUAUGAAGGGACGUUGCGGUCUUAAGAAAUCUCAUAAAUGGAAACUUUUUAGAACCGAUAAGUACUCUUUUUUCGAGUACGAAGUAUGACUUCUUGUAAUCCGCAGACAACAAUCCGACGCCUGAUAAUGAGGCCUAAGUCCCCCCUGCGACGAGGUGAAACGACAAACGCUUUCUGUUGGAUUCAGUGUAUAGCCUCUAUGAAGUUAACCACGUUGCAGACACUUUUUGGUGAAUAAAGAUUUGUCAGAACAUACUCCCGGCCCACUGCCUCUGGUGGCGGAACACUUCUCAGUUUCAAGUCGCGCUCGCUUUCCGGGACGCUGAAAUUCUAGCCAUAAAGAAUGGCCAUGUGGCGAGAAAAACAUUUGGCGAGCUCUCGUCGACAGUUACGUGACUAUUCCUGUCGCCUACAAAGCCGUCUGUAUACAGCUAAGCCCACGGACUCGCUGACGGGAAUCGAAGAGGACUCAAAUCGGACACGAAUGUGGCCGGACAUUGUUCCGUAUAGAAUGGAAGUGCAGCAGUCAACGUUGUCGUGGAACUUGCUGCCUGUCCGAAUGACAACGAGAGCAAUUCAUGGAUGGAAAGGAAAUUGACAACCGUGAGAUGACAACCACAGUAGAUGCAAGCCACAUGGAUUCUUUAUUUUUUGUUGCCUGAAGCGUGCCAAGAGAAGGGUUCUUUCAGGGAAAACCUAGUACCCCUGAAGUUCUGAUGCCGUCGUUAAAGAAUGUGCAAGAAUUAGUUGUUUGGAGAGAAAUUGUGCACGUCAGCAUUUGCAGCAAACUUGUGAGACACAUAAUUGCACCACAUAACGUAGCACAUUUCCCCCAACAGUGUUAAGACGGACUGGGCGACCAAAGAGAUGUGUCAAAGUUUUUAUAUUUUUGCAUUUGUCUUAAGCAGGCUCCAAGAGCGUCUAUAAUCCACGAAUCACUUUAAAAUGCGCUUUUGGAUCAGACAUAGUGGUUUUCUUGCAAUUCCUCGCGGAAUAAACAGUCUCGGUUUCGUUCAAAAGUUCUGAAAAUCGUUUUUUUAAUACAAAACAGUCGUCUGCAAAAUAAAAGUCUGUAAUUCUGCCUGCGCACGUUUGUGAUGCUAUUGAGAAAGAAUAAGGAUUUCGAGCGCGACUACUUCACACAAGACAGACUUUGUAAAACUUACGUCUUUGCGAUGUACGGAAAUUUCAGGGUGAUUCAUUAACCGGCCCACUCUGGCGGAGGAUGUUGGUAGAAGUUGAGGAACGCCUUUCACCAACACCAUGAAUUAUAGCAUCUUACGCUCAUUCCGAUAGAUCGCUAGUUCUCCAGUUCUCUUCUGGCGAUCUUCUGCAUGAUCUAUUGCACCUCAUGCUCACUCUCUUGUUUCUGUGUUUACAGUCACGUCUGCGGAAUGAGCAUCCGGAACAGCAACGCCUGCGAGAUAUUGCUCGGCAGUUGGCCAAUGAAAACUAUGAACGUGAGCAACGGCGUCAGGCGAAUUUAACCGCACUCAGCGCCAUCGGGGAUCCGCGCAAGUCGAAACCUAGCUUGUCCAACCCUGAUCGGAGCCUGGUUACCUCGCGACUCUCGACGUUAGGUGCUGGCGGUGACCUGACUGGCUCACAAAUAUCAGGCAUGCCGCAAGGGAGUCGUCUUUCCCUCGUAAAUGCUUCUCAACUUCGCCUUCUCCAAACUAACGUCGCCGCCUCCACGUCAUGUCUCGGUCUGGCCAGCAAGCCGGGUGCUCUCAGCCGGGUGGGCUCUAGCGGCUCCGGUCUGGCCAGCCGGCCCCUCUCGGCCUCCACCGGGUUUGCUCCAUCCUCCAGUUUCAAUCUGGCCGCGAGCCUUCGUGCCCGAAAGGCAGGUCUGCGAGACUUGCAGCUGGUCCUCUCUAAGGAUGGCAAACUCUGUCGGUCAAAGACUUACUUCAAGUCCUUUUGGAGAUGA